AGCUCAGAAGCGGUGAGAUAACAAUCGAAAGGGCACACUGAUUGUUAGCAGCGUUGCCUCCCCUUGAUAACUGUGCUUUUCUCGUUUCCUUGAUAAUUUAUGACUUGUCGUCGUAAAUCUUGAUUUUAUUUUGCCCUUUUCCGCAACCCUCCAUCAAAUCCGAAGCUCAAUGGACGAAGAAAGUGGAAGCUCGACUGAUCAAGCAGCUCCAAGUGAUGAGCAGCAGGAAGCUGGCUCGUCUUCAGCAAUCGGUCAAGAAUCUCGAAAAACAGUUGUAUUUCAAGAACCCGAUAUUGGAUUCCCGAGUGAACACGAUCAACUGACAACUCUACACGAUUCUGAGGAAGGAAACCGAAAAAUGUCAUUAGUUGGAAAACCGUUAACCUAUAAAAACUAUCGUACUGAUCAACGAUUUCGAAGAAUGCAGAACAAAAUGCAUAACUUUUUGGAAAGGCCGCGUGGCUGGAAAGCUGCCACUUAUCAUCUUGCAGUAUUAUUCAUGGUCCUAAUGUGCUUAGCGCUGUCAGUGUUUUCUACGAUGCCAGAUUUUGAAGUUAAUGCAACAAUUGUGUUAUAUUAUUUGGAAAUAGUAUUUGUGAUCUGGCUGGCUACUGAAUAUAUCUGCCGCGUCUGGUCAGCCGGAUGCCGCUCAAGAUACCGAGGCAUUAGCGGACGGAUACGAUUUGCCACAAGUGCUUACUGCGUCAUCGACAUAAUCGUUAUUCUUGCAUCUAUCACAGUAUUAUGUAUCGGAGCAACUGGGCAAGUAUUCGCCGCGUCGGCAAUCAGAGGACUACGAUUUUUCCAAAUUCUACGAAUGCUUAGAAUUGACCGGAGAGCAGGAACGUGGAAGCUGCUGGGAAGCGUUGUAUGGGCCCAUAGACAAGAGUUACUGACAACAGUGUACAUUGGAUUUUUGGGACUCAUAUUUUCAUCUUUCCUUGUGUAUUUAUGCGAAAAAAACACAAAUGACAAGUAUCAAACAUUUGCCGAUGCUCUUUGGUGGGGAGUGAUUACACUUUCUACUGUUGGAUAUGGUGACAAAACUCCUGAAACUUGGCCUGGAAAAAUAAUUGCCGCAUUUUGCGCUCUUCUUGGAAUUUCAUUUUUUGCACUUCCUGCGGGAAUUCUCGGGUCUGGAUUUGCGUUGAAAGUUCAACAACAUCAACGUCAAAAGCAUUUAAUAAGAAGAAGAGUUCCUGCUGCAAAACUUAUCCAAUGUCUUUGGCGUCACUAUUCUGCUGCACCGGAAUCCACCUCACUUGCAACUUGGAAAAUACACUUAGCCAGAGAGCUUCCACCAAUCGUCAAACUUACUCCAAACGGAAGUAACAAUGCUACAGGUCUUAUAAAUCGAUUACGUCAAAGUACAAAACGAACACCAAAUUUGAAUAACCAAAAUCUAGCCGUCAAUUCACAAGCAACUUCAAAAAACCUUUCCGUCCCACGAGUGCACGACACCAUAAGUCUGGUCUCAACGUCAGAUAUAUCUGAAAUUGAGCAGCUAGGAGCUCUUGGAUUCUCUUUGGGUUGGAAGUCAAAGUCCAAAUAUGGAGGAUCAAAGAAAGCUACAGAUGAUUCAGUUUUGCAAUCAAGGAUGUUGGCACCAUCAAAUGCUCAUCUAGACGAAGAAGAAGCCGUCGGAUAUCAACCACAAACAAUUGAAGAGUUUACCCCUGCUUUGAAAAAUUGUGUUCGAGCGAUCAGAAGAAUACAACUCUUGGUGGCUCGGAAGAAAUUCAAGGAGGCAUUAAAACCCUAUGACGUCAAAGAUGUGAUUGAACAAUAUUCAGCUGGUCAUGUUGAUUUGCAAAGUCGAGUGAAGACAGUUCAAGCGAAACUAGAUUUUAUAUGCGGGAAAAAUAUUGAGAAAAUUGAGCCAAAAAUUUCAAUGUUCACUAGAAUUGCAACUUUGGAAACAACUGUUGGUAAAAUGGACAAAAAGCUCGACUUAAUGGUUGAAAUGCUAAUGGGAAGGCAAGCAUCCCAGCGUGUCUUCUCACAGAACACAUCGCCACGUGGAGAGUUUUCUGAACCAACUAGUGCGAGACAAGAUUUGACAAGGUCGCGGCGGUCUAUGGUCAGCACUGACAUGGAAAUGUAUACAGCAAGAUCACAUUCGCCUGGUUAUCAUGGAGAUGCCCGACCAAUUAUUGCUCAAAUAGAUGCAGAUGAUGACGAUGAAGAUGAGAAUGUUUUCGACGAUUCUACUCCAUUGAACAAUGGUCCCGGUACUUCAAGUUGUUAAAACAUAUUUAUUUGUUUUUUGCAAUAUCACAUUGUUUUAUUUUGUAUGUUCAAUCUAUUGUUUUUACCAUUGCCCAGGUAUUAUGUACAUUAAUUUUUUUGUAGCGUUUUAUUUUUUCAAAAUGUGUACACUUAAUUCAAAAUCGCACUAGCUGUGAGAUUUUGUUUUUACGGAUAUGCUAUGAACCCAUCUCUGAUGCAUCUUUUUCUUGUUUUUUCCCAGAUUUUUUUAGUUAGUGUUUUCACGCUUUUCAAAUUCUACCAUAAAUACAUGUUUAUUGAUAACUCACCA
This is a messenger RNA of Caenorhabditis elegans, 2539 nucleotides long. RefSeq names its product Potassium voltage-gated channel subfamily KQT member 5 (gene kqt-1). Gene Ontology annotation, molecular function: voltage-gated potassium channel activity; potassium channel activity; monoatomic ion channel activity. The record is from RefSeq and is marked reviewed. NCBI's taxonomy places the organism in Eukaryota, Metazoa, Nematoda, Chromadorea, Rhabditida, Rhabditidae. The coding region runs from base 170 to 2248 and encodes 692 amino acids. The transcript is spliced from 16 exons. Gene Ontology annotation, biological process: transmembrane transport; monoatomic ion transport; potassium ion transport. Gene Ontology annotation, cellular component: membrane; plasma membrane; synapse.